AGAAACCCGAAGCUCCCGGAAAAACUUUUUUUUGUGUGUCGUCUAGUUUCCCUCCGUCGCAGACCGACAUAUUCAGACCACAAGGACGUUUGUGAACAUCUCCACCCGAGAAGAGCUUUUAUUUUUAAAGAGACCACCUUACAUUUCGUCGUGGUAACCUGUGUCUCUGUUACGUAGCUUAUAUUUAUUCAGUGUUGCUCGCAGCAGGUUGAAUUCGUUGAGUCGUCUCUUGGCGACUGGGCCUGCAGGUUCACCUCGGAAACCACCUUCAGUUCAAGAAAGCAACAAGAAAAGGAUAAUUUAAGGAGAUAGUAAAUAGUUCAGGAGCUGUAAGGUCGUUUUAUUUUAUUUUAGCAGUUAGUCCAGGUGUUCACUCCUAAUGGACUACAUGGAUAGUGGACCGAGAUACACCCCAAAGUCGGACAAAGACUGGGACACCUCGGUCCAGUUCCUGCCAGCAUCGGAUAACAAGAAGCUUGAGAAGAAAAAGGGUCCGGGGAAGGUCGGGGCUGUGAUCGGUGUGGUGAUCUUUGCAGCCGUUAUCGCGCUUAUGACCGGACUGCUGGUCUGGCAUUUCCACUUCCGUAAAGAUGUGCGUCUCAAGAGGAUGUACAGCGGCUCCAUGCGGAUCACCAACCAGGUGUUCGAAGACGCCUACGAGAACUCCAACAGCUCCGAGUUCAAAGCACUGGCGAAACAGGUGACCUCACAGCUUAAAUCCAUCUAUUCCAAAAGUCCAAAGUUGUCAAAAUACUACGUUGGAUCCAACAUUCAGGCUUUCAGUGAAGGCAGUGUUAUUGCCUACUACCUGUCAGAGUUCAAAGUCCCUGCAGGCCAGGAGGCGUCUGUGGAUCACGCCAUGGCUACGAUGGAUAAGCUGGUGGAGAACCUUCAGCGCUCCGGGAAACGACCCAGCAACUCUCUGGUGGUGGCGGACGUGGUGUCUUCAGCCCUCGAUGAUCGUCUGUUAUCAACAUCAUUCAGCAGAUUUUUUAAGUAUGCAGAACACACAAAGUCCAAUCAAGUGGGGCAGAUCCAGUCCCCUGGCUUCCCUAACAAACCGUACCCCCCCAACACCUUCAUCCAGUGGCAGCUGAGAGCAGACCCCAACUACGUCAUCAAGCUUGAAUUCGAUACGAUGAAUCUGGAAGAGAACUGCAAGAAUGACUUUGUCAAGAUCUACGACUCUCUGGUGGCUAUUGAGAGCCGCGUUAUGGCAGAGAUGUGCGGGUACUACUCUCCCAGUGAACCAUUGACCUUUCUGUCUUCUGGAAAUGUCAUGCUGGUGACGAUGGCCUCCAACGACAAGAAGAACUUCCCUGGAUUCAGAGCAAAAGUCUCACAAGUCAAACGUGGAAGUAAAGGUACAACAUGCGGUGGGCAUCUGACGGGUGAAAAAGGCACCUUUUCUUCUCCCAACUUCCCAAAUUACUAUCCUACUCGGACCUCAUGUCAGUGGUCCAUCACGGUCCCUACUGGUAAGGCGGUGAAGUUGACGCUCAAAAAGUUCUUCUUGUCUGAGCCGGGGCAGGAAAAAAGUAAAGACUGUCGCAAAGACUACGUGGAGGUCAACAAAAAAAAGCUCUGCGGAGAACAACCGGAAGCAACGACAGAAACCAGCAUCACCAACAGCAUGAGCGUGGUGUUCUCCUCCGACAACUCGUAUGUGGACCGAGGUUUCGAAGCCACCUAUGAGGCCAUCGACGCCAAAGACCCUUGUCCAAAGCAGUUCAUGUGCAGAAACCAGCGCUGCAUCAAAACAGAGCUCAAGUGUGACGGCUGGAAUGACUGCGGGGACAUGAGUGAGGAACUGAAUUGCAAGUGCAAUGCAAAGGAUAUCUCAUGUAAAAAUGGCCUGUGUAAGCCCAUGUUCUGGAAAUGUGACGGCGUGAAUGACUGUGGAGACGGAACCGAUGAGCUGGGCUGUGGCGGGUGCAAAUCUGGACAAGUAACAUGUAGGAACAAAAAAUGUGUUUCUGAGAAGAAUCGCUGUGACGGCAGGGACGACUGCGGAGACGGGUCCGACGAGCUCGACUGUGGCAGAAGUACUGACAGUCGCUGCACUGAACUCACAUAUAAAUGUAAAAACAAUAAAUGCAUCAGUAAAGUGAACCCAGAAUGUGACGGGACAGCAGACUGCGAAGACGGAUCGGACGAGGAGAACUGCGACUGCGGGAGGAGUAAGUUCAAGACGUCGCGUAUCGUGGGUGGUCAGGACACAGAGGAAGGGGAGUAUCCCUGGCAGGUCAGCCUGCACAUCAAGAAUUACGGUCACGUGUGCGGAGCGACCAUCAUCAGUCCACGCUGGCUGGUCACUGCGGCCCACUGCGUGCAGGAUGACGGCUCGACAAGCUACUCCCUGCCCGGCACUUGGGAGGUGUACCUCGGCCUUCACACCCAGCGGAAGAUUGGCAGUUCCGUGGUGAAGAAGAACCUGAAGCGGAUCAUAUCCCACCCCAACUACAACGCAUACACCUUCGACAACGAUAUCGCCCUGAUGGAGCUGGACAGUCCUGUCACCUUUUCCGAUUACAUCCAGCCCAUCUGCCUGCCGUCUUCCACACACGAUUUUCCAACGGGUAACACUGUGUGGAUCACCGGGUGGGGCGCAACUCGAGAAGGAGGAUCUGCUGCAACAAUUCUCCAAAAAGCCCAGGUCCGCAUCAUCAACCACUCGGUGUGUAACGACCUGAUGGCAGGGCAGAUCACGUCUCGGAUGUUUUGUGCCGGAGUGCUGACCGGAGGAGUCGAUGCUUGUCAGGGCGACUCUGGCGGCCCUCUGACCAGUCCGUCCGGCAGUCGCAAUUUCCUGGCGGGGGUGGUGAGUUGGGGGGACGGCUGUGCCCGCAGGAACAAACCUGGCAUCUACACAACAGUCACCAAAUUCCGUGGCUGGAUCAAAGAAAAGACAGGAGUGUAGAUGCAUUCAAAAUGGCGAAACAAGGCCAUAUUGACAUGAACACGGACUGAUGACAGGGGGCACAGUGUGGAUCUUUGCUUCACCACUCUGGUGUAGUGGCCUUGACUCCCUGUCGCAGCUGCAGUGGAAAAAGCACUGUUUGCUUGAAGAGCAAUUGCAACACAAUGUUAUGUCCACUGUGAUUUUAUGAGGGUGGGGUUGAUGAAAUGUUUUUAAAUGUAAAUAUAAGUUUUAUUUUUGUGGUUUUUUUAUGCUGUGGUUUUAGCGUGUUUUGAUGGAGAACAUUGUUAUGUGCUGCACAAGAAACAGAUUUUAAGCGUGAUUGUUACACAUGAGUUGUGCCUCCUUGUGCACUGUCUGGUGUUUUAUCGGUAGAUAUCAUUAGAAUUUCCCACCUUUUUCCUUGUUGUCUUUGUUCUGAAUUUUAUAAAUUAAAAACAAAAUAACAGCAAGCUCAUUCCAUCUUACCUCCUAUGGCUUGGUAUAUUACACAUUUUGUUAUAGACUUUUAGGAAAUCCCCGAAGGUUAGUGAUGUGAUUGUUCCCUUUCACAAGCAUUUCCCUUCUCAUGUUGAAUAGCAUUUCAUUGUUACAGCUGUGAAUUGCUUUUCUAUCUGCAUAAAACACAUCAACAUAACAGCAGCAGUUUAUUCUUUCAUGUUUGAUAUUAUGUGACAUCUAUUUCAUAAACCACAAUGUUGCCAAUUUAUAAUGUUUCAAAUCUUUGUAAAUGUGAGUUUUAUUGCAAAUAUUUAAUAAAAUAUUUCUUAUACAACCUGA
This is a messenger RNA of Trematomus bernacchii (emerald rockcod), 3700 nucleotides long. RefSeq names its product suppression of tumorigenicity 14a (gene st14a). Gene Ontology annotation, cellular component: membrane. Lineage: Eukaryota; Metazoa; Chordata; Actinopteri; Perciformes; Nototheniidae. Gene Ontology annotation, biological process: acrosome reaction; proteolysis. The record is from RefSeq and is a predicted model, not a curated record. Gene Ontology annotation, molecular function: protein binding; serine-type endopeptidase activity.